Phalaenopsis equestris is the source of this 3646-nucleotide messenger RNA. Its product is annotated as zinc finger protein BRUTUS-like. Gene Ontology annotation, cellular component: nucleus. Lineage: Eukaryota; Viridiplantae; Streptophyta; Magnoliopsida; Asparagales; Orchidaceae. Gene Ontology annotation, biological process: ubiquitin-dependent protein catabolic process; protein ubiquitination. The record is from RefSeq and is a predicted model, not a curated record. The coding region runs from base 164 to 3472 and encodes 1102 amino acids. The transcript has 11 exons. Gene Ontology annotation, molecular function: zinc ion binding; ubiquitin protein ligase activity.
GCGAACCCACUUCGUCCCCGAUUCUCAGCCUCUCUUCUUCUCCCCGUCUCUGUUCCGGAGACAAACGCAAGAAGCUAAAACGACGACCUGCGCAGUGAUUGGAAUUUAUUGCAGUUCUACUCCUACCCGCUCUCAUAAAACCUACCUCAAGCACCGCAGCAGGAUGGCGACGCCAUUGUCAGGGGACGGAGUUCUGGCCCUGAUACCACAAGAACCCGUGAACUCCAUCGACCCCGCCACCCCGUGUUCGUCUUCUACUCCCGCGGCGUCAUCUUCAACCUGCAUGAAUUCGGGUGAUAAGUCUCCGAUAUUUAUGUUUAUGGUAUUUCAGAAAGCUAUCCGGUCAGAGCUCGAGCAGCUGCACCGAGCCGCGAUUGCGUUCGCUACGGAUGGGGUUGGCGAUCUACGGUGGCUGUCGGAGCGAUGUCGGUUCCUGUUCGAUAUAUAUAAGCAUCACUGCAAUGCAGAGGACGCGGUGAUUUUCCCAGCUCUUGAUAUCAGAGUAAAGAAUGUGGCAAGGACGUAUUCUCUUGAACAUGAGAGAGAAAAUGAUCUUUUCAGUCAGUUGUUUGAUCUGCUAAGCUCAAACAUGCAAGGCGAUGAUAGAUUUCUAAGAGAACUUGCUUCACGCACCGGAGCAAUCAAGACAUCACUCAACCAGCACAUGUCUAAAGAGGAGCAACAGGUCUUUCCUUUACUCAUUGAGAAAUUUUCCUAUGAAGAGCAAGCUGAUCUUGUCUGGCAAUUUUUGUGUAGCAUCCCUGUGAACAUGAUGGCAGAGUUUCUCCCUUGGCUUUCGUCUUGUAUUUCACCAGAUGAACAUCAGGAUAUGUUAAAAUGUCUUUGCAAGAUCAUUCCAGGACAAAAGCUUCUUCAAGAAGUGGUUUUCACUUGGAUGGAAGGAAAAAGCAUGAAAGAGAUGAGCCAAGCCAAAAACUUCUGCAAUGAUUCCCCCGCUCAGAAUUAUCUUGAUACUGAACCUUGUAAAGUUCUUGAUCAAGAAGACAAACUUGUUUUUCCAUGGGAGCAUUCAAAAACUAGAAAGCGGAAACAUGCGGAGCCGGAUUACAGCCCUACCAGUUUUCUUGGGAAUCAUCCGAUAAAUGAGAUAUUGCACUGGCAUAAUGCUAUCAAGAAUGAGUUGAGUGAUAUUGCAGAAGAGGCAAGAAAGAUCCAACUUUCUUCAGGCUCCCAUGACUUGUCUAAGUUUGGUGAAAGACUUCAAUUUAUUGCUGACGUUUGCAUCUUUCAUAGCAUAGCUGAAGAUCAAGUUAUAUUUCCUGCAGUUGAUGGAGAAGUGUCAUUCAUACAGGAGCAUGCAGAAGAAGAAAGUCGAUUUAACAAAAUCAGGCUUUUGAUUGAAAAAAUCAAAACUACAGGAACAAAUUCGAGUACUGCUGACUUUUAUUUGAAGUUAUGUUCAUAUGCUGAUCAGAUGAUGGAAGCCAUCCAGAAGCAUUUCGUUAAUGAGGAAGUUGAGGUUCUUCCCCUUGCCAGGAUGCAUUUCUCUCUAGACAAACAGCGUGAACUACUGUAUAAGAGUUUAUGUGUAAUGCCUUUGAGAUUAUUAGAACGUGCUUUACCCUGGUUGGUUUCCAUGCUUACUGAUGAACAGGCGAAGUCUUUCCUCCACAAUAUAUGCAUGGCAGCACCACCAUCUGACACCGCAUUGGUGACUCUUUUCUUGGGUUGGGCAUGUAAGGGUCGGACUCGGGACAUCUCUAGUCCUGGCAAAUUUAUAUGCUUAUCAUCAGAGGCAAUUGGUUGCUUAUUGUCAGAAGAUAAGGAUAUUGAAUCAGAUUUUAGUCUGGGGAGUUGUAAAUGUGCCCACCAACACGGCAAGCAACUUCCAUCACAUUCACAACAUGUACAGAUGGAGUGUCAAAAAACUCUAGUAAAGCAAGGUGAUGACUGUAGGUCAUCCCCAAAUGCUAAUGAUAGUUAUCACCCUGGCAAAAUAGAGACUAAUGAUUUGUCAUGCAGUACAACUUGUUGUGUUCCUGGGUUAGGGGUUGAUGGUGGUAGUUUGAGAGUUAGCUCACUGGCUACUGGUAAAUCACUGCGGUCGUUGUCUUACAAUUCAAGAGUCCCUUCUCUUAAUUCUAGUCUUUUUCUCUGGGAAACUGACGCAUUGUCAUCCAAUAAGGAUUAUACAGUCAGACCGAUUGACAAUAUUUUUAAAUUUCAUAAAGCAAUUCGAAAGGAUUUGGAGUAUCUGGAUGUUGAAUCUGGAAAGAUUAUAGAUUGUGAUGAGACUUUUUUGCAUCAGUUCAGUGGAAGAUUUCGUUUACUUUGGGGUCUAUACAAAGCUCAUAGUAAUGCUGAGGAUGACAUUGUUUUCCCUGCGUUGGAGUCAAGAGAGACACUGCACAAUGUCAGCCAUUCAUACACUCUUGAUCACAAGCAGGAGGAGAAGCUAUUCAAAGAUAUAUCCGAAGUUCUUUCAGAGCUCACAGAGUUGCAUGAUGGCCUGGCCAAUACAGAUGCCAUACCUGAAGAAGGAAUUGCAAGUAAUUCAUUUUGCCAUGACAUAAGCUGGAAAAGAAAGCAUAAUGAACUCGCCACAAAACUUCAGGGAAUGUGUAAAUCUAUUCGAGUUACACUGGAUCAGCAUGUUUUUAUGGAAGAGCUUGAGUUGUGGCCUCUAUUUGACAAACAUUUUUCGAUUGAGGAGCAGGAUAAGAUUGUUGGUCGAAUUAUUGGAACGACAGGGGCAGAGGUUCUCCAGUCAAUGUUACCAUGGGUUACCUCUGCACUAACCCUUGAGGAGCAGAAUAUGAUGAUGGACACAUGGAGAAAGGCAACUAAAAAUACUAUGUUCAAUGAGUGGUUAAAUGAGUGGUGGAAUGGUGCUCCAAAUUGUGCCCAGGAGUCAGUGGAUCAUGGAACUGUUUGUCACGUAAGUCUUGCUAAAGGUGAUCAAAUGUUUAAACCUGGCUGGAAAGAUAUUUUUAGAAUGAAUCAAAAUGAACUUGAAGCUGAAGUACGUAAGGUCUCUCGAGACUCAACGCUUGAUCCACGAAGAAAAGCAUAUCUUAUUCAAAAUCUUAUGACCAGCCGCUGGAUAGCCGCUCAACAAAAGUUAACUCAAACUAAAACCGAUGAGAUUGAUGGCAAUAAUAUUCGGGGAUGCUCACCAUCAUUCCGUGAUCCGGUGAAGUCAAUAUAUGGAUGUAAGCACUACAAAAGAAACUGCAAGCUUCUGGCAGCCUGUUGUGGCAAAUUGUUCACAUGUCGGUUCUGCCAUGACAAAGUCAGUGAUCAUUCAAUAGAUAGAAAAGCAACUACUGAAAUGAUGUGCAUGCGCUGUCUAAUUGUCCAACCGAUUGGGCCAACAUGUAAAACACCUUCAUGCAAUGAGUUUUCUAUGGCAAAGUACUACUGUAAUAUCUGCAAAUUUUUCGAUGAUGAAAGCUGCCGAGCGCAAACCUCGAAGAAAUUUUGGUUGCCUAUUUUGUGGAGUCCAAAGUGAAGAAUCUAUGAUGGUGGACAACAAUCAUAUGGAUGCGCAAUCCAGGGACCGAUUCAGGAAAUUUAAAUGGGGGAGGCAACAAUCAAAGCCAUUCAAAUAUGGAAACAUGCCUGGACUAUGGCUCACUCCUUUCUCUGCAUUUAUUCCCUACUAUUUCUGCCUGCUCAAUCGUAG